AUGGCUUCAUCUCAGAGCAAAGAUUUGCCCUCUUCUUCCUACUUUUCUGCCUUUGCGGCAAACUACGUUCAGCAAACCGGAAGAAGCACACGCCGUGUUUUUGAAGAAUCGUUCGAUGAUAUCCAGGCAACCAAGCCUAUCAACAAAGAUGCCGUGGUCCAUGACAACGCGGCUGGCCCGGGGAUAGCUGCUUCGGUUAUUGUUGAAAAGCUCUCGGCCGAUGGCCUACCUCGGAUCCUAGUGACGGACAAUGUACCCCCUAUGGUUCAAGGGGCCAAGGAUUCUUUUACAUCAUGGUCCCAGGUUGAAUCAAAGAUCCUCGAUUCACUCAACCUAGAAGGGGUUUCUGAUGAAUAUUUUACGCACAGCAUCCUCAAUUUCAGUGUUUUCACUCUCGCCAAGCCCAUCCAAGGCCUGAAAGAGAUUCACCGUACACUCAAAUCCGAUGGUUUGGCCGCGAUCUCAUGCUGGAAGCGCUUCGGAGCUGGUCAACUUAUCCAUGCCGCCCAAGCCAUCGUACGACCAGACUUGCCGCCUCUGAAAAUGCCCCAUCCCGAAUUUCUCGAAGAGGGUGUGUUGGAAAAAACUACAGCUGAAGCUGGUUUUGAUUCUUCCAAGUUCAAGCUUUUGGAGAAGAGCGUUGUUGUCAGUGGAUCUGAACUGAAUGAUGGACUGAAGCUGUUUAUGCUGGGACCUUUGAUGGCACCUGCUCGAGCUGGGUUUACGGAGGAGGAUGAGAAGAAGUGGCCCGGGGCUGUUGAUGAGGUUAUUAAGAAGGAGGUUGAAACUUAUGGAGGCGUUCGAUUCGAUGCGUGGGUCCUUCUGGCUCAGAAGUAG
Fusarium coffeatum is the source of this 837-nucleotide messenger RNA. RefSeq lists its product as uncharacterized. The record is from RefSeq and is a predicted model, not a curated record. Bases 1 to 837 code for a protein of 278 amino acids. Gene Ontology annotation, molecular function: S-adenosylmethionine-dependent methyltransferase activity. NCBI's taxonomy places the organism in Eukaryota, Fungi, Ascomycota, Sordariomycetes, Hypocreales, Nectriaceae. The transcript has a single exon.